AUGGAUUCUUCUGAGAAAAUGAAUAGCAUCAUCUAUAUGGAUCCUGUCUUGUACAAAGCUGCGGAAGAAGGCAAUAUCGAUCCCUUUGAGAAUUGUCAAACUUGCCUUGAUCAGUUAUUGACUCCAGACGAGAACACCAUUCUUCUUGUCUACUUAAGAAACCAAACGACGGUGCCGGAAUCCACUGAUUUCGUUUAUAAAAUUCUUGAAAGGUGUCCACCACUGUUAUUCCAAGCCAAUAAAAAAGGAGAAACCCCCCUGCAUUUGGCAGCAAGAUAUGGCCAUGCCAAUGUGGUAAAACUCCUCAUUGAACGUGCAGAAGGUCUACCUUCAGAUCCGGAGAGCAGAGUAACUAAAGCUAAAAUGAUGUUGAGGAUGACCAAUGGAGAGCGAGAUACAGCGUUGCACGAGGCAGCUCGAAAUAACCAGAGCCAUGUGGUGGAAAUAUUGACUAAAGAGGACCCUGAGUUUCCAUAUUCCGCCAAUGUUGAUGGAGAAACUCCACUUUAUAUUGCUGCUUCCAGUUGGGUUCAAGUACGUGAAAAGGUGAUCGAUGAAAUCCUAACUAAUUGCAUUUCAGCCAAACAUUAUAUUGCUGCUUCCAUUAUCCCGAAGUCGAGCGAAGAACGAGGAAAGGUAGUCGAUGGAAUCUUAGGAAAUUGCAUCUCAGUAGACUACGGCGGCCCUAAUGGUAGAACUGCUCUACACGCGGCAAGCGCGGUGGGAGAUGAUGAGACAGCAAGAAAAUUGUUAGAAAAAGAAAAGAAAUUGACAAAAACAACCGAUGAGAACGGCUGGUCACCACUUCACUACGCUGCCUAUUUCUCUACUAGGUUAAAUAUUUCAGUUGUGAAAGUAUUACUAGAAUAUGAUGCGUCCGCGGCCUACAUUGCUGAAACGAAGAAGAAGAGAACAGCACUUCACAUUGCUGCCAUUCAAGGACAUGUAGACGUAAUGAAAGAGAUUGUUUCUCGAUGUCCAGCUUGUUGUGAGGUAGUUGAUAACAGAGGUUGGAAUGCCCUUCACUAUGCUGUGGCAAGUAAAGAUAGAAAAGUAUUCGAGGAAUGUCUGAGGAUUCCUGAACUUGCAAGACUUCAAACCGAGAAGGAUGACAAAGGAAACACGCCCUUCCAUCUAAUUGCAGCUUUAGGGAACGAGAAGAAGCAAUGGAGACGUGUUUUAUAUAAAUAUUGUUAUAAUAAAAGGGAGGUAUGUGGUCUCAAUAAGCGAAAGCUAAGCGUCAAGGACAUAUAUUUCGGAGAUUUUGGAGAUUUUGGGGAGAUACAGGAAGAGAUCCUAGAAUCCCUUGAAGAUGUUCGCAGUGGACCGCUUGGCAGCCGGAUCAAGGUUUUGAAAGGACAGAAUGAAGAGGAAAAAGAAGCUAUGAGUAAAGCAAGAGAGUCUCAUCUAGUAGUUGCGGCGCUGAUAGCAACGGUAACAUUUGCAGCAGCAUUUACCCUACCUGGUGGUUACAAGAACGACCAAGGUCCAAAUGAAGGCACUGCAAUUUUAGUUAAAAAAGCUGCUUUUAUAGUAUUUGUCAUCUCAGAUGCAAUGUCAAUGGUGCUUUCUAUUUUAGCUGUUUUUAUCCACUUUUUAACGGCAUUUAUUCAAGGUUUCGAAAUGGAGAAGAAUAAAGAGAUAGAUGAGGAAACCAUUGAGAAAUUAUUUGGGGUUGCCACGUUGUUGACCAUGAUUGGCAUGGGUACAAUGAUUAUCGCAUUCAUCACGGGUACAUGCGCUGUUCUAGAACCUUCCUUGGGGCUUGCCAUCUGCACUUGUCUCAUUGGUAUGAACUUCUUCAUCCUUGGGAAUGUGGUGUGUGGGUUCAUUUACAAGGAUUUACGAGAUUAG
Populus nigra (black poplar) is the source of this 1854-nucleotide messenger RNA. RefSeq names its product ankyrin repeat-containing protein At5g02620-like. The transcript has 3 exons. Gene Ontology annotation, cellular component: plasma membrane. Gene Ontology annotation, molecular function: protein phosphatase 1 binding; protein phosphatase regulator activity. Bases 1 to 1854 code for a protein of 617 amino acids. The record is from RefSeq and is a predicted model, not a curated record. Lineage: Eukaryota; Viridiplantae; Streptophyta; Magnoliopsida; Malpighiales; Salicaceae.